AUGGACCAGCGACGUGGCGGCCAACCCAGGUCCAGCAUUCCAGCCAAACGAUCAGCCGCCGAUGCCCAAGAGGAAGCAUGGGUUGCCAACGAGGACCGCUUUGUGCUCAAGCAGGCCAAGAAGAAGGCCAUUAUUCGAGCACGCGCUGGUAGAGCCGACCCCAUCGAUCUGCUUGCCGUCACACUACGAGCUCUGGAUGCCACGCGCGACGGCUACGACAGCGACGACGACGAUGGAGAACUCCCCGCCGUCGACCCCGAGGGCGUCUUCGAAGGCCUUGACGACAUGCAACUCGACGAACUGGACAGAGGAAUCGACACCUACCUGACUCUGGAGCACAGCAGAAGUAAUCGCGACUUUUGGACCACAAUGAAGGUCAUUUGCAAAGACAGACGACGUGCUGCGCCUAGCAAGCUACAAACUGCACGAGGAAUGUCAUCCGUAACCCCUGAAAUCGAUCGUCUACUAGGACCCAAGACACACGCACAGCUCGAGGCCCUGGAGAAGCAGGUCAAAGCAAAGCUGAGAUCCAACGACGACAUUGAUGUCGAUUACUGGGAGAACCUCCUCAAGAGCCUGUCCAUUUACAAAGCCAAGGCCAGGCUACGCCAGGUCUCCAAAUCUGUAUUGGGUGCCCGUUUGGAGACAUUGCGACAACAACAAGAGCAAGAGGCUAUGCUUCUUCGCAACAAAGUCAGGGAGAGUCUGAACUCAUCCGUGCUCGCUGCUUCAGAAGACCAGGCGCCAACCACAGUAACACCCGCUGUUUUGGAUCCAGAACCCUUGCUACGCCUGAAUCCGGAAGACAAGACGUUGAUCUCGUUGGAAGAAGACGACUUCAAGCAGAGAUUGAUUCAGGACCGGCGCAGAGUACUCAAGCUCGGCUAUAUUCCAGCUCGUCAUGGCAGCAAGACCUCCACCACCGAACUCACCUUGUCUUCCGAACCUAAGCGGGACGACACGUCUAGAGUCACCAGUGCAUUGUAUGAUCGUGAGGCUGCCAGAGGCUUCAACGACAACGAAGAAGCGUUCAAUGCCGAGGAGGACGUCUCGACAGGUAGACCCAAAUGGGCAGAGACAUACCGCCCAAGAAAACCACGCUACUUCAACAGAGUCCAGAUGGGUUACGAGUGGAACAAGUACAACCAGACUCACUACGAUCACGAAAAUCUCCCUCCCAAGGUCGUUCAGGGCUACAAGUUCAACAUUUUCUAUCCCGAUCUUGUUGACACAACCAAAGCACCUACUUUCCGUAUCGAGCGCGAAAACGGUCGCAAGCGAGGUGAAUCGUUUGCUCCUGCAGGAGCUGAGGACACUUGCCUCAUCCGCUUUGUUGCUGGACCCCCGUAUGAGGACAUUGCUUUCCGUAUCGUCGACAAAGAGUGGGACUACAGUGCAAAGCGCGAGCGUGGCUUUAGAAGCAGUUUUGACAAGGGAAUUCUCCAGCUGCAUUUUCAGUUCAAGAAAAUCUAUUACAGGAAAUGA
Aureobasidium namibiae CBS 147.97 is the source of this 1485-nucleotide messenger RNA. RefSeq lists its product as uncharacterized. Bases 1 to 1485 code for a protein of 494 amino acids. Gene Ontology annotation, biological process: mRNA cis splicing, via spliceosome. NCBI's taxonomy places the organism in Eukaryota, Fungi, Ascomycota, Dothideomycetes, Dothideales, Saccotheciaceae. The transcript has 4 exons. Gene Ontology annotation, molecular function: protein binding. The record is from RefSeq and is a predicted model, not a curated record. Gene Ontology annotation, cellular component: cytoplasm; spliceosomal complex.